AUGUCCUCACAGCUAUCCAAGAAUCUAGAGAGUAUAUCGGAUCCAUCAGACUUCAAAUCAACUACCAUACCGGCAUUAUCAGAACUCGAUGUUUUAGAAAGAUGUUAUAUAUGUAAAGAAUUCUUUCGUGCUCCAGUUAUUACGUCAUGUAAUCAUACUUUUUGUUCACAAUGUAUAAGAGAAUAUCUUAUCACAAAUAAUUUAUGUCCACUAUGUAAAACGGAAGUUUUUGAAAGUAGUUUGAAAAGGGAUGUUUUGUUGGAAGAAAUAGUUGGGUGUUAUACGCGUCUUCGGCCAUUUUUAUUAAUGCAUUUGAAGAAUGAUCAUAAUUCACAAGAGCAACUAGAGAAUACAAGGAAAAGAGAAAUAGAGGAGAAUAAUGACGUUAUAGAGAUUUCAUCAACGAACAUAUCAGCGAUAGAAUCACAACAACAACCAAAAAGACAAAAACUAGAGCAGUCCCCAGAUGUCAUAGAAAUUCCACAAGAAGAUCUAGUUGAAUGUCCAGUUUGUUCAAAGAAAAUGACGGCAGAAAGACUACAAAAUACACACAUAGACGCAUGUUUAAAUGGAACAGCAGAACCAAUAAGUCCCCGACCAACACCAAAACCCAAAGGAAAAUCUUCAAUAGCAUCGUUUUUCAAAACAGCAACUAUAUCAUCAUCACCACCUUCAUCAUCAGCAUCAUCAAAACCAGCAAUGGUACAAACAUUACCAGAAGAGUUGGGACAUCAAAAUUUUUAUUUCAAUGAAACAUCUAGAAAACCAGUUGAAUUGAAACGACUACAAAAAUUAGAUUUUGCAUCAUUAACAACAGUUAAAUUAAAAGACAAAUUAUCAAAUUUACAUUUGCCAACCUCAGGUACUAGACAACAAUUAGAACUUAGAUACAAUCAAUUUUUUGUGUUAUAUAAUUCAAAUUUGGAUAGUAAUCAUCCAGUUUCAGAAAGAAUAUUAAGGCAAAAUUUACAUCAAUGGGAAUUAUCACAUCUGGGUUUCAAAAAGCAAACUAAUGCUCAAUUUGGAGUGAAAAAUAGUCUGAAUUCCGGUAGAUCAAUCACUGAUAAAAAUUUCUCAGUUAGUGAAUGGAUGAAUGAAUAUAAGCCGGAGUUUAAAGAGUUGAUACAAAUAGCUAGAGAUUCUAUAAAGAAGGAGAAAUUAGAACCUCAAACUGAGUCGGAUAACAAAAAUGGUACUGCAGAGGAAGUUGAAAACUGUGCAGACUUAAGUAAUAGUAAUAUAGAUUUAAGCAGUAGUAUCUUGUUUGAUUCCAAUGAUCUUGUAAAUAAUUUAAAUACAUAA
Lodderomyces jiufengensis is the source of this 1302-nucleotide messenger RNA. RefSeq names its product E3 ubiquitin-protein ligase (gene RAD18). Gene Ontology annotation, biological process: DNA damage tolerance; protein monoubiquitination. Bases 1 to 1302 code for a protein of 433 amino acids. Lineage: Eukaryota; Fungi; Ascomycota; Pichiomycetes; Serinales; Debaryomycetaceae. Gene Ontology annotation, cellular component: nucleus; Rad6-Rad18 complex. The transcript has a single exon. The record is from RefSeq and is a predicted model, not a curated record. Gene Ontology annotation, molecular function: ubiquitin protein ligase activity; single-stranded DNA binding.